This is a messenger RNA of Dicrocoelium dendriticum, 828 nucleotides long. The record is from the annotation of a GenBank genome assembly. NCBI's taxonomy places the organism in Eukaryota, Metazoa, Platyhelminthes, Trematoda, Plagiorchiida, Dicrocoeliidae.
AUGUAUAUUGUGGGGGGGGGGGGGGGCGGGAGGGGUGGGCGUGGUGGGGGGUGUGCGGGGGGGGGGUGGGGUGGGGUAGAUUUAUUAGGGGAUCUUUUUAAUCGUGGGGGGGGUUCUUUAGGAGGGGGGGUAGGAAUUUUGAGUGAGUUGGGGGGAGGGGGGUAUUCUAUAUCUUGGAAAGAAAAGGUAGGUUGUGGUGAGCGGGUGUAUUUGGGGGGGGGGGGGGGGGGGGGGGGGGGGGGGGGGGGGGGGGGGGGGGGGGGGGGGGGGGGGGGGGGGGGGUGGGGGGGGGGGGGGGGGGGGGGGGGGGGGGGGGGGGGGGGGGGGGGGGGGGGGGGGGGGGGGGGGGGGGGGGGGGGGGGGGGGGGGGGGGGGGGGGGGGGGGGGGGGGGGGGGGGGGGGGGGGGGGGGGGGGGGGGGGGGGGGGGGGGGGGGGGGGGGGGGGGGGGGGGGGGGGGGGGGGGGGGGGGGGGGGGGGGGGGGGGGGGGUGGGGGGGGGGGGGGGGGGGGGGGGGGGGGGGGGGGGGGGGGGGGGGGGGGGGGGGGGGGGGGGGGGGGGGGUGGGGGGGGGGGGGGGGGGGGGGGGGGGGGGGGGGGGGGGGGGGGGGGGGGGGGGGGGGGGGGGUGGUGGUGGUGGUGGUGGGGGGGGUGGUGGUGGUGGUGGUGGUUAGGGGGGCAGAGGUGACGGAGAUCAUUAAGUUGUUGGCAGCUGCCGAUUUAUUUCCGCUCUCGGGAUGGUCUGCAUUGUUGGUUGAUAAAUUGCACCAUCGUUUGCAACGUCGUGAACCCAUCUCGUACUGCAUAGCGUCCGAGAUCGCGGUAACCUGA